GUAUCGAAUAUAGGCGUCGUACAACUGCGAGAAUUUAACACUUUAGUCAGAAUUAUUGGCAGAUUCUACAUACGAAAUUUAUCUAAGCAAAACAGUUAGUGUAAUCGGUACAACUCACACAGUAGUUCACCAAUUUUCUUCUAACUAACUAUCAUUUAUGUAUGUGUAAGAUAAAUGCAAUGGCGUGUCAAUAAUUUUCAUAGUCAUUGCGUUUGAUACAUGUUUCAUUUAGAGACAUUGAUACAUGUGUCAUUUAGUAUAGUUUCGUAACAUAUAAUACUGGGUGCUCAAACAACUUUCUGUCGCUACUAUACGCAUUCACAAGCGGCGUGUAUUUUUUUUUUUUUUUUCUUUCACGUGCUCAAUUCGAAUGGAAGUCCCUCAAACAAACCGUGACUAUACAUACGAGCACGGCCAGUGGCCGAGCACGUAUCGUAUAACCUGAAGAGAUGGCCUGGAUGCCUUUUUUCGUCGUGUACCGUUAUCGUAGAAUAACUUCGGUUCUGCGAUCACAUGCCGCUUAUUUUACUUUGUCCCCAUCGUUCACCCGUUCGAUUGUAUGUUACGACCUGUGCUCUAUUAGCUUGAAGGUUUAACGAGAAUAGGAAGCGAACGAGUUUCUCCCGCGAAAACGUUCGGCUCGGUUCAGACGGGCCUCAGUUCUCGUUGCUCGCUCUGCGCGGUCAGUCGAAACAAUCUCAUCGAUACUUGAAAGAAAUCACGAAAGAAAAGAAAAAGCACGAAAGAAAAGAAAAAGAGAAGAAAUCGAUCGGCGAUUGGUAAAGCAGUCACUGAUACCUGCCGGAAGUGAUUAACGCAUCGAUUAACGGAAGUGCAAGAUGAGGAUCGCGCUCGCUUUAGGUGUAGUCCUUAUUGUUUGUAUCAGCAUACGAUGCGUCGAGAGCAAAGUAAAGAAGACGCAACUGUCCUUGCAAAGCAAAGAGACAAAUGUUGUGAACUUCAUGAGAUUGCUGGUGAUGAGGCUGGUGUUCGGAGUUGCAUCGGCGAUGGGUCUCGGUGAAAAUCUUUCUGGCGUGCUCGGGGGAAUUUUCGUACCUCCUGGAGCAGAAGAUUACAGUGAUUAUGCCGACGAUGAUUUCAUGUCGGAUUUGUUUUAACAACAGUGCACGCUAAAGCACCGUUCGAACUUGCAAUUAUAAAUAAUCAACGAGCGUAAAUG
Molecule: messenger RNA, 1180 nt
Organism: Frieseomelitta varia
Lineage: Eukaryota; Metazoa; Arthropoda; Insecta; Hymenoptera; Apidae
Exons: 2
Coding region: 840-1118 (92 amino acids)
Source: RefSeq, a predicted model, not a curated record